Fimicolochytrium jonesii is the source of this 369-nucleotide messenger RNA. RefSeq lists its product as uncharacterized. The transcript is spliced from 2 exons. Lineage: Eukaryota; Fungi; Chytridiomycota; Chytridiomycetes; Spizellomycetales; Powellomycetaceae. The coding region runs from base 1 to 369 and encodes 122 amino acids. The record is from RefSeq and is a predicted model, not a curated record.
AUGGGCCCGUAUUUCGUCCUCGGCGAUCAGCUCAUCAACCUCGACCAAGUCAAAACCGCCAGGCGAGUGCCAGGCGAUUGGGACCACAAGGUAGUCAUCAACAACGAGCUCUCCAUCAACUUCGGUAGCCAAAGCAACAACGAGCUCGAAACGCUUGCAAAGGCACUUAACGCCCGCCACCACGAAAAGGAAGUCGGUCCGACGGAGCGCAAAGUCGAGGAGUUGGAGAAGAAGGUUAAUUGUCUUUGGAACAUGCCGGAUUCGUUCCCUAAGCCUAAGAAAGCGAAAUGGGCUGCAAAUGAGUUUAGAAUGGCAAACUUCGGCAAAAUCUCGUGCGGUGCUUUCGGGAAUCAUAUCACGACUUACUAA